UGCUUGUGUAUAUGUGUGUGUAUGUGUGUCCAUCUGUGUGUUUGUGUGUGUCUGUAUAUGUGUGUGUCUGUAUAUGUCCAUGUGUGAAUGUAUGUAGUAGUUAUCCCAGUGUUUACACUGUUGUGGAGGAUGAUGGCAUGAGAUAAAGUGGGAAAGUCCCUGUGUGUGCUACACAUUCAUUCUGCUUUUCUAACAAAGUUGUUGAUCCAUUUUAAAGAAAUGGGUUGAUGCAUCCAUUUAACAGCAGGGAGGAGCUUGGUACGUGAGUGUUAAGUGUCUGUAUAGUAAGAUAGCCCAGAGGUUUCUAUCUUGGGGUGUACAUGAGAAAGAAAAAAAAAAUCACCACCGUUUUGUUCCCAGGAAGUCUUAAAGCACUUCACAGCCAAUGGAGUACUUCUUAAUGUGUAGUCGCUGUUGUAACGUAGAAAACAUGGUAGACAAUUUUGGCACAGCAAGAUCCCACAAACAGCAAUGUGAAAAUGUCCAAAUAAUGGCCUGAAUCUUCUGAGGAGCAGCGGAUUACCGGAUUACUGCUCCACUCCUACUUUUCUCCAGCGCAACUCUGCUCCGUAUUUCUGGCCUGGUCUUCAGAAAUGCACAGUGGUCUUCCAUUAACCUGCUUCCUCGUAGCGCUGGAUUGUCGGGGAAGACAGCCCUUGCCCCUUUUCAUGGCACCAGCUGCCGUAUUCUGUCUCUGCUAUGAUUAUCAAUGUCAGACCCUGCAUCAGUCAUCCUAUGAAGAAUAACAGGAUGGGAAGUGGCUGUUCCAAGUCCAGACCGUCUCUGAAGAAGGAGAUGCUGAGCGGCCAACAGCAAUUUUCGAUGAAGUGCUUGUUACAGAGCACAAGACGACUGUGUAAUGUUACACUCGACCAGCAUUGGAAGGGAGUGGACAAUCCAAUGGAGAUCAUUUUCGUGGGGUUUUGCAGUUCAACUGAAGAUGCCGAUUCUGUUGAGAAGCAGGCCCUGGCUGCUAUAGACCCGGAGCUUCCUGGUUUGCUGAAUUCACCAAAGCUCGACAACCUAAAGGACACUGAAAUUGCUCUUUUAACAGAUUUGAAGAAACACUCCAAGACAAAAGAGAACACCAUCAGCCAGCGUUCGCUGUCAGCAGUGGUCUGUGUGAUGAGGCACCCACCAGCAUCCCUAAAGUACAGUGACAACUCUGUGUUCUCCAUGCUUAGCAAAUAUACAAGAGCAAUUCAGUUUUCUCAGGAUGGCCAAUCAGCACUGAACCAUCAAACUGACACAAACCACACUGAGGAGGACGACACUAAUCAGUCUGUAUCAUCCAUUGAGGAUGACUUUGUGACUGCUUUUGAACACCUGGAGGAAGAAGAAGAAGAAGCAGUAACUGCACAUGGAGCCUCAGGUUUUGAUAUCAGUGCUCCCAAACACCAGCGAGAUGCGGCUCUACACACCUUCGCACUUGAUUCUGCUGAGACACCAAUUCCCGUUGACUCCUCCCGAAGUCAGGUCUCCAACCAGUCAGUUCCCCUAUUACUCAGUAAUUUGCCUUAUAAAGGGCCACCAUCGUCUGCGAAAAGCUCAGUUAUAACAUUAAGCUCAGAUCCUGGGAAGCAAAGAAGUUUUUACAGACAGUGCAAUGCACCUGUGUCAAGAUCCAACAUUGGAUAUAAGUCUGCACCCUCUGUUUCCCCCUCUGAGUCUGAAGACUCAGAAGGCUCAAGUCCAAGUCCAGUCAUCUUCUUGGAUGAGGAAGGCUAUCAGAAGAGUCUGAAAGCCAAGCUGGAAAUACCCCAGAUCCCAAUACUCAAAGAUGACAUUGAGGACUCGGACUCUGAAGUGAGUGAAUUCUUUGACAGUUUUGACCAGUUUGAUGAGCUGGACGAAAUGUUGGUGAGCACAGCUGCCAACCUGAAGGUCGGACCCAGUCCUCAAAGCCCACCUCUGAACAAGAAGUCUAUGGUAAAGCCGGCUUCAGAUUUCUCACUGGAACGAUGCACUACUGCAGUUGCUGCUAUGAAUCCGCAGAAAUUUGACCAGCCAGUCCUCCCUGCUGAUGUGAAAAAGCCAACCGCUCGCAAGGCAGAAUCUCCCUAUAACAGCCUAUCUGAUGUCCCAGAUUCACCUCGACCAGUGAACACCUCUGGGGAAGAGAACAAUUCACUCUUCAGCCCCAUCCGUUCCUCUGCAUUCAGCCCCCUUGGUACUUGUGGCAAUUCUGAGUGUUUUGAGAGAACGGAGGCCACCAGCACUGAAAUCAUUAAUGGACCAAACCUCAGAGGGCUUUCUAACACUUAUACACAUUAUGCAGGCGAUAUUUCACACAGCAUUAUUGGCUCUAUUUUUAGCUAUCCACAGAAUGUUAGAUUUGAGCCUCAAGGUGUACACUGGUCAGAUGGAGUCAGACAUUUGGGAGAACCAGCUUCCACUGCAAACCUCAGCUUGAAACAACCCGCAGUUCAUACUCCUGUCCAGCAGAAAUGUUCAAACAUAUUCAAAGAUGGCAUUCAGCGAAUUGCUACAGAACUAGUGGAAAAAAGUCUUGGUGGUGCUUUUAAGGACUUACAGAAGGGUGUUUCUUCAUGCACUAGUACCCUGUACCAUCUGGCUGCGAGACUGACAACCUCUGUGAUUCACAUGGCUUUACAGGAGGUUGGGGCAAGGCAAGCGUUUGCACGAAAGCAGAGUGCCAUUAAUAAUUUAGCAGACUACUUGGUUGGUGACGCAAUCACUGGAGCUCUGCGAGAACUGAAAUUUGUGAAGAAACAAAUUUUUAACAAUGCUGUUGCCCGAUUUGCAACUGACCUGGCUGAGGAACUAAUUUUUGAAGGUAUUAUGGAAGUUUGUCAGUUCUGUCACCCACUGGCGCCUACAUCCAUCACGAGCUGGUCGCUUGAUGAUGAAGAGAAGAUUGUGAACUCCUAUGCGAGAGAUUUGUCCGAGUCAGUCCUACAGGAAGCUUUUAUUGAAUUGUCUCAAGUGGAUGUGACUUUCACAGCACAAGCAGCAAUUAGUAUUUCCCUGGAUAAUAGAAAAGAUUUUUGUGGGGAAGAUGUAACCCAGGCACUAAAAAUUACUAAUGACCCAGUUGAUGUCGAAAAGAAAACACUGCUUAGAGAUUGUGAAGGGUGCUUUACAAAUACUGUAGCAAAUAAUGCCCUUGAUGAUUUGCAUUUGACAGAGGAGGAAUACACAAUAGAAAAAGCUUUACUUUGUGUUUCAGGCAUUGUGAGUUGUGUAUCAGUUCCCAGUGCUGUCAAAACACUUCCUUGCAAUUCUUCUGAUUCCUCUCUGAGCACAUGCCAUCAUCACAUAUCACCAGAAGUGAAACCAGAACAACCUCCAAAGUCUGGUCUUGCUGGAUUGUGUUCAAGAAGCAGAAAGAUGGAUGAGGUGAUGCCUGCCAGCUAUGUGAAUCAGCCAGUGGAUCCUGCAAGUCAUGUCAACUGCAGUGGGUACAUUUCCUGUGACAACAUGUAUCUUUGUACUGAGGUUACUGACGCUGAUGAUUGUGAAACAUUAAGGAAAAGUGAAGAUUUGGACACUAAUGAUGCUGUUGCUACAGCAUGGAAAAAUUGGCAAACAACAGUAGCAAUGAUUGAUAUUGUGGCAAAUAAUGCUUUUGAUUUGGUGACUGAGCCUAAAGUGGAGUAUAAGGUAGAGGAAUAUGCUUCUCAACUAAGUAAAAAAAUACUCUCUGAGCCUGUGUCUGAGAGCCUGCCAGUUCCCGAGAACCACUUUGCUGCACAGUUGGCAGAAGCAAUUGUAAAGAAUUCGGUGGAUGAAGUGAAAACAAAAGUCACAAAGCCUUACAAGGCACUUGAUGGUGGUUUGCAGGCUGGCGCUGUUGAAACUAGUAAAGAAACACCUGAUAGACUCUCAGAGAUCCCAGAGGGACAGAUACAGGAGCAGUUAACAGUUGGGAAAAUGAUUUCUGGUGGGCAGCAGCAAGAUUUGUACACUCAGUCGCCAGAUCUGCUACGAACACCACCUGUGUCACCGAUUGAAUAUAUUCCUGGCAAAAGCUUGACCAUCCCUCAGCAUUUUGCACAGGCGCUAAAGGGCCAUUUAGCAGAAGAGUUUCCUCCAUGUACUCCACCACCUAGUCCUACUGUUGGUCUCAAGGGUUCAGAUAUAGAAAGUACAGAGGGUGUUCGUGGUCCUGAGCUCGCAGAUACCCUAAAGUCAUUGACUGAACAUCUUCAAGGUCAAAUCUUAAUGCCAACAUUCCAGACUCCUUUAGCAGAAGUAAAUGAACCAAACCAAGAACUACAUGUAGUGUUGCUUGGAAAGCCAAAGAUUGGACUUAACAAAGAUGGGUUAUUUUCAGAGGAACGCCUUAACCCUGUUGAAGGAAGUAGGUCUCCUGGAACACCACCACCAACACCACAGCAAUCAUUCCAUGAAAAAAGUCUGAAGAGUUUCAAUAGGAAGCUUAAAGGAGAGCUGGCUAAAGAGUUCUUGCCAGUAACGCCACCAUCCACCCCCCAUAAUCAUUCUGUCCCAAGCUUGGCAGAGAUGACCCAGGACACUGAGGAAAAGGCUGAGUUUGUGCUGAAGCUAAUGAGGUCACUGUCUGAAGAAGUUCUGGACAAUGAGGAUGAUGAAAAUUUUGAUUUUGCUGAGAGACAUACAGAGAUGAGGGAGCAGCCCAUUCCAAGUUUGAGACGAGAAGCAAAGGUUUUGGAAAAAGAAGAAUUAAAGUUAGAUAUUAAGAGGCAUGCCCUGUACUAUGCCAAUCAACUGGCAUCCAGCAUAGUUUCCAUGGCAACUGAAAUUGCAGCAAUUUGUGUCGAAGAUGCCGACAAGUGUGACGGCGGAGAAAUGAAAUGCUUUAAGGUCCUCCCCAGCAACCUGUGGAAAUCAGCCCGAAGUGAACUGUACACUCGGACCACUGGUGCUGAAAGGAAACUUCCAGAAGAAGUUGUAGGUUCCUUAUGGAACUACGCGGGCAAGGUGGCAGGGGAGGUCAUUCGGGAUGCCAAAAAAAUUCUCAGCUCAAAGAAGCACAAGGUCAGAAAAUUCAAGAAGGAUGGCUGGCAAGUUGAAAGCAGUGAAUGCAGCUUUGGAGAGCAGGAAAAUGUUGGAAUUGAAGGACUAAAUGCCAUGGCUGAUCAGUGGUCCCGAGAGCUUGUAGAUUCUGUGCUUCAUUCACCCCAAGGUAAUGCUCCUGGGUUCAUGUCUAAACAUUCAAGCUGUGAGAGUGUUACUGAUGAAUAUGCAGAAUAUAUUAUGAGACUGAUUAGUAGAGAAGGUGGAAAUGGUGAGGUAAUUGUGGAUCAUUAUGCCAGUAAGCUUGCCUUCAGAACUGUGAAAGUAGGCUUGGAACAAGCAGCCAGAAGGAUCAAACAGAAGUAUAAGAGGAGACUGCUCUCCUCACAACAGGCAAGGGGAGACAAUGGGGCUAAAGAGCUUUUCAAGUUUCUGACAAGGGAGGACAACCAAGAUGGGGAUCCUGGCAGGAGAGGCCAUGAUCAAAGAAUGAUCAGAAAGGACUCCAGAGAUUUGACAAGGUUUGCAGCAUCAGUCGCUCAAACAAUCACUUAUGAAGUCACACAGAAAUUGAAGACGGCAUCAGUCAUGCAUGGCUUGCCCAAGUCCCUAACAGAUUCUUGCCUUUAUGAAAGGUCGCAGCUGGAACAGAUGGCAGAGGAACUCACCAAGAAGACAUGGACUUGCUCAAUCCAACCUAUUGCCCAAAGGAGCAAACGCUAUCACAGUACAGGAAGUUUAAACGAUUACGGAUAUAACCUUGAAAGCACAAAUCUAGCUCUUGAACAUUAUUUGGGGAAAAGUGGCAAUGAUGCUGUCCAGCUGAACAUGGCUGAGGAUGGAGUUUGCAGUCUAGAAAGCAGGAAGCAAAAAGAUUGUUUAGCGUACGCUGAAAAGUUGACAGAAAUGGUUCUAAAGUGCUCUCUAACAGAUAAAGAAUCAAGAAAUUGCAUUAACAGGUUAAGCUCCCAGACUGCUAGUUUCUGCAGCAAAAAUGUCUCAAGAGCACCACGGCAUAGCAGUAAACUGCUUGCCAAGCCAGAACACUAUGUCCAUAGAACUGUUGAAGCUUGUCAGCUGGACGUGCCUAGGAUUCACAUUGAGUUGGAGCAGAGGGGACUUUUUCCAGAGGAUUUGAUGUCAGUGGCGACUGAGAAAGCCAAGCGAGAUCUCAGUAAUACCAGCCUGGCAGCGGAUAGUGGUAUUGGACAGGAUGGCACAAGCUUCACUGAAAGUCUUGCUGCAGAAAUAAUGACUUCAGCCAUGAUCAGUGCCAGCCAGUCAAUUGUAAGUGGCAGUCUCAAGGAUGGAUUGCGGUCAACUGAUUCUACCACAACCAGUCAACAGCUUAGCCUCAGCGUAGGUGAUGACAGUACUGGCAGCUGGUCCAACCUGAGCUUUGAAGAUGAACAUCUAGAUGAGACCAGCAGCUUCCUGCACCUCAGUGACAGUAAUGGCAACAGCAGUAGCUGGAGCAGUCUGGGGUUAGAAGGAGAUAUAUAUGAGGAGAAUAUAUCCUUUCCACCAUCAGACAGCGAUAAUAGUGAAGACAAAGAGGAAGAGGCGCAAGAAGAUUCUGAAGGUCUGGUGCAGGCGAAAGAAACAUUAUUAAUUUUAAAUGUUGACCUCGAACCCAGUAGUUUUGAUCUUCAGAUGAGAAUAGUGUUGCAAUGGAUAGCAGCAUCACAGUUUCAGAUGUCUUUGGUCUACUUCAAGGAAUCUUUUGAAGAUGAGCUGUUGCAUUUUUAUGCAGUGGUGAAAAGGGCAGAAGCGAGGGGCUGGAAGAUCUGUGACCUGCUGCGGGCAAUGCUGAGAUACUGUGACACCAGGGAGCAAGACCCAACUGGAGCUCACUGCACUCCUAUUCCCUUCUUUGACUGGCUGCUGGAGAAUACAUAAGACAUCUACCCACAUACAAAGAACACUGGAAGUCUGUUUGUAGAGGGUUGUCAGGUACCCACCAGCCAAGUAUUGCUAAGUGUGCAGCUUACUGAAAAGGGAGUUGAACCAGAAGGCUUGUGUUCUUUAUGACAGAAAGCAUAACAGUUAGUAAACUCUCUCGUACUAUAAAGAUAGAAAGCAUUUUGUUGUAAGGGCAAGUCUAGAUCUAAAUUAAACACAUUACUAGGCUGGAAAGUUCUUGAAGCUGCUCCUGGUUCACCAAUAUAACUUUCCCAUAAGUGUGGUCAACAGAGCAGCUCUGAGGAUUUCCCGCCUAUUUUCUACUAGUUCAAUGUUAAAGUUUAAGGAAUUUGUGACCCCUCCCCUCAGAAUUAAUUGGAGACAUAUCAGUUCCUGGUAAAACAAUUUUGAUUUUCAAAGUUCUUUCAGCUUCCUAAAGAUCUGCCAUCAUGGACUCACGCAUAACCAUUCCACUGAUAGCGAUGUGCAUUGUACUAGUGUCUAGUCCCAGAAGUUCUGGCACCAACUGACACCCUUUCAGUCUUGGAUGUUAAUACCAUGACAUGGCUGAGGAGUUGGCUGGAAUUGAACUUCCUUUCCCUCUCUGGGUGGCAUCUGGGUCCUGCACUUUAUGAUCACAGCUCAGUCUAAGGCUUUACUGGGCCUUCUGAUCACAUAAGAUAAAGCAGAGAUAUCUCACAAAAGUUGGGUUUUUUAAUAGAAACACACAUUGACUUGCACUGGUCUAAACUUGAACAGCUUGCAACACUGAGAAAGAAUGAUGACUUAGUUGUGGUAUUGAAGUGUUGCCAGUGUCUUUGUAUCCUGACCAUCAGUUUCAGAAAAGGAGAGAGAAAAUUAUAACCCUGAAAGAUGGAGUGGUGAAGAGUACUUCAUCUUGCAAGUGCUUCCUAACCUACACUUUAAUAGUGAAACCUGUUACUCUUUACAAACCAGGAGGAAACAAGCUUUGCUAAUGUUGUGCAGUGCAUCUUAUGGUAAGUGGAGGCAAAAAGCAUAUUGCUAGUAUCCCACUGAUUUAUUAAUGCCCCAGCUGCUGAUCAAGUCCACUGACUGGCUAUAGGAAAACCUGCCUGUGACUCACCAGGUCAGAGUCUCAGAAUUGCCCUUAGUUUACCAGUCAUUUAAGUACAACAGUCCUGCAAGAUGGUGGGAGAGAGGAUGGGAGAUUCACUUAAAGCUGUUGGCAUGUCCAGUUCACGGCACUCCCCAUUUAUUAAAGUGGAGUCUUGCAAAAGUGGACCAUUUUAACAUUUCCAACUUGGUAUUCUGUUUCCUCAGUCCCUGUUUGUUUAAUUAAAUAGUGUGCAGCUGCCCAAUUCAUCGAUCUCCUGGUUAAAAUAUUUUGGUACGAGGCAUUCAGAUAUUGCAGAAUUUGAGGUUUAGUGCAAUGACAAAUACAGAGGAGACUUUCUUGGGUCUAUUUUGGCAAAUAUUGGAAAGUCAGCCAAGUUCCUUUUCAGGCUCUGGUGCAACCCCUUGAUUUUUCCGAUGAUUAAGUUGCCUCAGUGGCAGUGUGAUAGGAAUCUCCUGUAGUAACAAGCUUUCAGUUCUGGAAGAUGAGCCUAUAUAUCUGCAUCAUCUGUGAUCACAAACAGAAGAUUAUGAAAAAACAAACAUUCAGAAAUGGCAGCAAACCAUUUUAAUAUGGGCCCACAGGUCUGACAACUCUGGUGUUUUAACUAUUAGGCUGUAUACAUGGAGCAUGUGGACUUUGAGAGAAGUGAUAUUUACCACAGCAUACUGCCAGUUGUAUUACAUAGGAAUUAAAUUCCCACAAGCUGACCUCUCAGAAAGAGAGACUGAUUCUGUACAUCUCUGAAAUCAUGGCCUGCGUGCUGUGCUGAAUUGAAAAUCCUGCACUAGUGGUCUCUGUUUAGAAUGGAAGGAUUUGGACAUCAGGAUAACGACAAUUCCAAAGACUUCUCAGAAGGAUGAUAAUGUUUAACAGCUGCACAGUGAGACUCAAGUUAUGACUUAUAAGUAGCAAAAGCAUAGGCUUUCAAGAAAAUUUUCCCGGACAUUCCUACACUUGAGUCAGUCUGAUGUACAUAAACAAACAUCCUUUAUCACAUAGUGUCAGUAAUUUGUGUUUUUCUGCCAACACUUCAAACCCACCCAGCACUGAUUUCUUAUAUUUCCAGCAAAUUUAAUAUUUGGAUUAGUUGUAUUAUUUUAUCAGUUCCCUGCACUUGUCUUGACAGCAAUAUCCACAGCUGUUUUGAUUUUGCCGUGUGUUAAUAUGUUGAAUGUUCUGAAUCCCAUCAGUGCUCAUACUGCCACAUGAUAGGUCCCGUAAUCGUAGCCUUAUGAGCUGUCAGGCUAUCACACUAUUGUCAGCAGUAAUAAAAUGCAUUGCAGAUUAAAUUUAAUCUUUUGCUUAGAUAAAAUUCACAAGAUGCCAUCUGAGAUUUCCUACUUCAGCAAUCCUAUUAUGUACAGUGGAAUUCCAUGGCUCCUGCCUUUGAUUUUCCAACCUGGUAGUCGGUAAAACAUGGAUCAUGGGGUAUGGAAUGUGUUUUCCCCAACAACCUUGAACUCAACAUGGCACCUUUUAACAAAGUGAUAUCAGCACGGCCAUUCAACUAACUAAGUGGAACGUUUAUUCCUGGUUACUUAGUCACUUUAUUUUUUGUGUGUGUUCCUCUGUCUCUGCUCUUUUCUCACUGUACUUAGUGAUGCCAUUUUGAUGACAAUGUGAAACAUUAAAAUUGAACUUGAUUCUGAUAGUACUUAUUUUGUUACUGUGCAGUGUUAAUUCCAUUGUAAUUCACAUGCUAGGGGUAAAUAUGAAGUGAGAUGUCUGGUUGUAAUCCCUAUAUGAAUUAUGCCAAAAAUAGAGCAAUGAAGUUCAUGUAACUUAUAACAACUCUUAUGUGUCAGCUAUUAAUCCAAGUGUACAUUCUGUUUUCAGAUUAUAAGCUGGAAGUUGCACUAUGUUGAUGUCUUUAUUUCUCCAGCGAUAAUAAAAUAAACUGUAGAUCAUC
Molecule: messenger RNA, 9869 nt
Organism: Carcharodon carcharias (great white shark)
Lineage: Eukaryota; Metazoa; Chordata; Chondrichthyes; Lamniformes; Lamnidae
Gene: akap11
Product: A kinase (PRKA) anchor protein 11
Exons: 12
Coding region: 700-6858 (2052 amino acids)
Biological process (GO): intracellular protein localization
Cellular component (GO): cytoplasm
Molecular function (GO): protein kinase A binding
Source: RefSeq, a predicted model, not a curated record